This is a messenger RNA of Tribolium castaneum (red flour beetle), 1154 nucleotides long. It is a transcript of the gene Cda8, whose product is annotated as chitin deacetylase 8. The record is from RefSeq and is marked provisional. Gene Ontology annotation, biological process: carbohydrate metabolic process. NCBI's taxonomy places the organism in Eukaryota, Metazoa, Arthropoda, Insecta, Coleoptera, Tenebrionidae. The transcript has 4 exons. The coding region runs from base 14 to 1144 and encodes 376 amino acids.
GUCAAUCAUAAUUAUGAAGGCGUCAGUAUUAGUUCUGCUUUUUUCUGCCUCAAUUUUUGCCCAUUCUUCGGCAAGUCCAGCAGAAAACUGUCUAGUAGACAAAUGUAAAAUUGAAGAUAACUGUCGCUGUUCCAGUGCAAUAAAUCCUAUAAAUGACGCGGAGAAUUUCGCUCCCCAGCUUAUAGCAAUAACCGUCAGUGAAUCGGUUGUGCAAACGUUGUACGAGAAUUACCUCAAACCUUUGUUCUUUGAUAGAAAAAAUCCAGACGGUGGCCCUAUAGGGCUCACGUUUUAUGUGCCUCACGAAUACACUGACUAUUCCUUGGUUCAAGAUUUAUACGUUCGUGGCUAUGAAAUUGGGGAUCACUCUAUAACGAAGGAACCCAACCAAACAUACUGGCGCGAGGCAACAUCUGACGAUCUAAUAGAUGAGUUUAAGGGACAAAAAAUAAUUAUUUCGACCUUUGCUAACAUUCCAUAUGAAGAUAUCGUCGGGGUUAGAACACCCCAACUUCAGUUAGAAGGGGAUAUAACUUUCAGUGCUUACGAACAGUCUGAUCUCGGCUAUGACAAUUCUUGGCCAACAUACGCACAAGAACGUAUUCUACCAUACACACUGACGUAUGCUUCGACACAAAAAUGCACAGUGACUAUCAAAUGUCCAGAAGAACAACAUUCUGGUUUUUGGGUGGCACCAAUUACGAACAUAAAAGGUGUCAAUGGAACGGAAUGUAAUUCGCUAGCAACUUGUCUCGUACAGGGUUCUGCUGACGAAAUUGCGGAUUGGUUGUUUGAUCAAGUCAAGCUUUAUCGAGACAAUAAUCGCGCACCUAUGACGCUGCGACUGGACUCCUACUGGUUCCUCUUCACAGAAAAUAGUUACGAAGGAUUCACCAAAUUUUUAGACAAAAUUGCACAAGAAUCCGAUGUGUUUUUGGUGUCUGUUCAAGACAUUCUCGAAUGGAUUAAAAAUCCUGUAGGAUAUAAGGACUACAAGACUCCUGUUCACGACGACAGGACUGCAGAUUGCUUAUCGGUUAAUUGCAAACUCAAAAAUAUUAAUAACGAAGAUAGGUACAUGAAAAGCUGUGUGCCUUGCCCUGAAGUUUAUCCCUGGAAGGGCAACCCUCUUGGCCAAGGGUAAUAUUGGCACC